CUGGGCCCCGCAUUCACUCUCUCCGCUCUCCCCGGGCACCGCAUUCACUCUCUCCGCUCUCCCCGGGCACCGCAUUCACUCUCUCCGCUCUCCCCGGGCACCGCAUUCACUCUCUACGCUCUCCCCGGGCACCGCAUUCACUCUAUCCGCUCUCCCCGGGCCCCGCAUUCACUAUAUCUGGUCUCCCACAGACCCUGCAUUCACUAUAUCCGGUCACCCCGGACCCUGCAUUCACUAUAUCCGGUCUCCCAGGACCCUGCAUUCACUAUAUCCGGUCACCCCGGACCCUGCAUUCAUUACUAUAUCCGCUCUCCCCGGACCCUGCAUUCACUAUAUCCGGUCUCCCCGGACCCUGCAUUCACUAUAUCCGGUCUCCCCGGACCCUGCAUUCGCUAUAUCAGGUCUCCCCGGACCCUGCAUUCGCUAUAUCAGGUCUCCCCGGACCUUGCGUUUGCUAUAUCCGCUCUCCCCGGAUCCCGCAUUCGCUAUAUCCGGUCUCCCCGAACCCUGUAUUCACUAUAUCCUGUCUCCCCGGACCCCUGUAUUCACUAUAUAUCUGGUCCUCCACAGUGCACACAACAUUAUCUUAGUAAAUAUAGACUGCUAAAUACCUUUUCUCAUCAGCAGUACAUAGCAGUCAUGUGA
Staurois parvus is the source of this 645-nucleotide messenger RNA. The record is from the annotation of a GenBank genome assembly. Lineage: Eukaryota; Metazoa; Chordata; Amphibia; Anura; Ranidae.